AUGAGGGGACCUCUAGUGAAGCCGUUGAGAACCCCCGAUAUGCUUCGGAAGCGCCAGCAACAGCAGCAACAGCAGCAAGGUCGUGCUCUGAGUUUGAAGCAACAGAUUGAACAGCAGCACCAGCAGCAGCUCGUGCCCUGGAGCAGCAGCCAGCCCAUUAGUGCCUCUGCGGCCCGAAGUCUUUCCGCCACGCCUGGAAACACCAGCAGCAGCAGCAGCAGCAGCGGCUCGCGACCCUCUUUUGGGGGACAAAGCACUUCCCCAUCCUCCCCAAACGAGGGGCCGUCCUCGGAUUAUGUUCCCUUCGAACAGGUGGCUCAGCAAGUGCUGCAACGCGGUGAUGGUGCUCGCCGCUUGCGGUUUAGCGUUUCUCGCCAAUCUCGGAGUUUACUGGUAGCAAAGUUGCCCGAGACGAUAAAAACUCUAAGGCAACCGAUCUCUAUCACAAGGGAUAUUCCUCUGCUGCCAGACACAGCUGAGGCACACGCAGUUGCCACGGCUGCCGCUGCUGCUCCCUGGCGUCUUCGUGAUUCCUCAGACGUACAGCAGCUACCAGAUCAACAGCAACAGCAGCACUCCGAGAAGCAGCAGCAGCAGCAACAGCAACACGAGCAGCAAGAGCAGCAGCAAGGGGCGGCAGGAUCGUCCGCUCCACCGAUUCCAAUGCGCCGGCCUCAGCAGAAAACGUUUGUGACUAGAAAGAAUGAAGUCGAUGCUUCUUGCUUCUUCCUUCUUGUGGAAAGCCAGGGUGUGCUUGAUGUUUUGCCGGUCUCUGAGUGGCUCACCUUCGAAAGAACACUCGGCACACAACAGCCUUCCCCGGAGGAACUUGAGUCAAGGUCGAAAGCGCAAGCCUCUCUAGAUGCGGCUCUGACUCGGAAGGCGGUUGGCCUUAGGAGAGCAAGUGACAGCGAAGAUGAUACUAGAAAGAAUAAAAUGGCAAAUGCCCAGCAGUCUUUAUUUGAUGAUGAGCUGGGACUAGAGAGGCAGAAGAAAAAGAGGCUCAAAAGUUUCCUAAAAGACAAGAACAACAGCAAAGGGAAAACCAACGAAUACAUAGACUCUGCGUUGAGCCUGGGCAAUUUGCGCCAAGAGGCUGUGACGUGGGACUUUGAGGAGGGCGAGAGAAGUGACGACGAGGGUGGCGAGGCUCCACAGGACGCAAAAGAAAACGCAGCAGAGACUCUUGAAGCUGACCCUGUAGAGUCAGAGACCGAUGAUGACCCGGAGGACCCUCUUACGUCGUUUGGCCAAAAAAUGAAAAACUUGUUAGAGAAGGCCAGGGAUGAAGAAGCCGACGCCGAACUUCACCAGUACGAGUCAGACGACGACGAAGAGGAAGGCGCAGACGAGAAGGCUCAAGAUGGACAGAGUGGAGGCCCCAGUUCCAGUGGGGGCCCUCCAUCUGACGUGGGUCAGCGUGCUGGUGGAGCCCCCUCAAGGAGUACCCAGGGGGGACCCCAGCAGCAGACUGAAGCCUCAGGGUGUGCCCAGCAGCAGGAAGUACAAGAGACCCUUGAGGCAAAAGUUGUUCGUGUGAUGCAGCAGCAUAUGGGACGCAUGGCUGUGAAAGAUUUCAUGACCGUGUUCAAAGUCAAGGAGAAAAACGAAGAUUUCAAGCGCAUACAAGCAGUGGUUCACAAGGUCUGUAAGAUGGAGGCAACAGAAGACAAACAAAAAUUUAUUGUCCUUAAACCAGAAUUCAGGUUGUAA
Messenger RNA from Eimeria tenella, 1713 nucleotides. RefSeq lists its product as uncharacterized. The coding region runs from base 1 to 1713 and encodes 570 amino acids. The transcript is spliced from 11 exons. The record is from RefSeq and is a predicted model, not a curated record. Lineage: Eukaryota; Apicomplexa; Conoidasida; Eucoccidiorida; Eimeriidae.